Molecule: messenger RNA, 2408 nt
Organism: Doryrhamphus excisus (bluestripe pipefish)
Lineage: Eukaryota; Metazoa; Chordata; Actinopteri; Syngnathiformes; Syngnathidae
Source: RefSeq, a predicted model, not a curated record
AUUUUGACACCCAUCCACUCUUUUUCUAUGCCGCUUAUCCUCACUAGUGUCGCAGGGGUAUGCUGGAGCCUAUCUCAGCUGACUUUGGGCAAGAGGCAGGGCACACCCUGGACUUAGCAGCCAUAGUAUAGUCUACCUUUCGGAAGGAAAUGUCUCCACCAAGAUGACCAUCUCUGUCUGCUGUGACUGUCCACUGUUGCUCCCAAGACGAAUGCCACGACUUCCUACACCUCAGACCACAUUAGGGAGAAAAGAAUUAUAGUAUACUGUAUAUACAGUAUCCAGCUUUUUUUGGAUGUAAUCGAUCCCGAAGCGCUGGAAGGAAUGAACAUCAUCCUCAUAUCUUCACUGUUUGGUGUAGCAGCAUUUGUUCUUCAAGCUGCACCGUCUAAAGAAGACUUGAAGGUCUCUGUAUCUGUGUGGCCGCCGGGAUCAAAGGUCUUCCUGGAGGAGUGUGUGGUGUUGCAGUGCACGGUGAUUUCAAACUCCACUUUCAUAUGGCGCUACCAAUGGUUCCGGCACAAACCCAACACAGCCCAGAAGACUCAAGAGAACCCCCGCCACUCGGUUUCUGGCGACAGCUACUCAAUCACGGCUGUGACGUGGGAGGAUGCAGGGAGUUACUGGUGUCAGGCCGAGCGUUCCGACAGCAACGGCACCAUGGUGAGCCUGAACGGGCCCACCACACUGAGUGUGUCUGAGCUACGUCUUCCCUCACUCACUCUGACACCAAGCACUCGACACAUGUUCAUCGGCGACACCUUCACUGUCCGAUGCCCUGAGCCUCAGACAAACUCCUCAUCUUGGGUACUGAGGCAAUCCUCCCUUAGCCACGGAACAAGGACCUAUGACUCCAAGACUGCUGCGUGUUCACCGCUAGGGGGCUCUGUUAGUGCAGCCACAUCUGGUACCUGUGUCCUCUCUGCUGCCAGGAGGCAUGCCGGGCUGUACUGGUGCGAGGGUGCUGAAGGCCGCAGCAGCGCAGUUCAAAUCACCGUUAGCUCUGGUCCGGUCAUCAUGAGGACUCCCGCCUUCGCCGUAACACAGGGGAGUAGUGUGGACUUAUCCUGUCACUAUUGGAGAGGCAACCACACUAAAAGCAUAUUUUUCAGGAAUGGCAUUGAAAUGUGCACUACCACUUCUUCCAGUCCUGGUAGAGACAUAAAGCUGACCUUAGAGAAUGUGACAGAGGCGCAUGAAGGCUUCUACAAGUGUGCUUCUCAGGACAGAACCAUGGAGAGCCCAGAGAGCUGGUUAUCAGUUAGACGCCACUCGUUAUCUGCCGAUUUGUCAGCUGGCUCCAGUCCUGGAUAUUGGAUUGCUUCAUGUGUUUUUAUCGUCUUCAUGCUGUUGGCUAUCUGGCUAAUCUAUUACUUCAGGUACAAGAUGAUCUACACCCAGAGAUGUUGGAAGCCUUCUGCCGAGGAAUCUCCACCGACGGCGCUUCCAGCCACCAAGCAGGAUGUAACAGAGGUACAGUGGGAUCUGUCCUGGAUGGAGAUGUCCAAUCUGCUCUCGCACACAUGAAAGUUCUCUCUCACCUCUAUCGUGGAUAUGAGCUGAGCAUUUACAGUACAAAUAUAUGUAGUGUAUUAAUCUUUUGAUUCGACCUGACCUGUUCUACAAUACGCAACAAGCUAAAUUGCAAUUGAACUGAUUUCAUUUCAAAGACUCAUAUGGCUGUCUGAAUUCAUCAGCAUUUUUGCAUAAAACGGAUGUACUCCACAUUUGUUGUAUACAGUAUGUCUCAGUGUCUUGUCUUGUAUGGAGUGCACUAUGGAUUUGUGCAUUGGUUGGCAUUGUGUGUUUCACAAUGUAUACAAUAUUUCCCAUUGAAUGUGCUUCUCAGUUGUCCCCUUGUCCCCUUGUGUCUCUGGUUUUCAGCCAACCCCCUCAAGAAUGUUUUUCAGCCAAGUGCCCUUUAACAAGAGAAAAGCAUUCUUAGUUGAAAUAUGUAAAUCACAGCACUGGAGUAUCAAUGUCUAUUUUAUUGCCAUUUUAAAACGCUCCUCUAUCCAUCCAUCUUCUUCCACUUAUCGGGUGGUCAAGUUGAGGCGUGGAAGCCUAAGCAGGGAAGCCUCCCCCGGCUACUUUGUCUAGCUCCUCCUGGAAGAUUCUGAGGGAUCCUCAGGCCAGUUGAGAGACAUAGGGCUCUAAUUUUGUGGCACAGGGUGGCGGAGCAUGGCAUACCCUAUCACAUCUGAUGUCAGAUCAAAGACUCAACCUGACGGCAUCUGAAAGUAUGAUGCCAACUAAUGAAUUCACAUUUUUCAGCCAAUCACAAACAGCCACAGCAUCAAAGGCUCUCCUAUUUGGCGACGACACAAGUACUAUGCCUGGAUUAGCCUGCUGCUGUGUUGAGCAGAGCUGGUCUACAAGCACAUUGUGGCUUCUGAUGUGCAGUCCAG